This is a messenger RNA of Pocillopora meandrina, 1283 nucleotides long. Lineage: Eukaryota; Metazoa; Cnidaria; Anthozoa; Scleractinia; Pocilloporidae. The record is from the annotation of a GenBank genome assembly.
AUGGUCCAAAUGAAAUGGCGAAUCUUUGUAGUGAUCGGUGGAUCUCAUCUGAUCAUGUACAUUGGUUGCUUGACGAUCUAAAUAUUUCACAGAAAAAACUCUUUGUGUUCACAUCAAUCACGCGUUGGAUGUAGAGGCGUUCGUGGCUCGCUCUCUUCCAGAUGGCCGGUCAAAGCCAACGAGUUUGUUCUUUGCCCUUAAUGUGGGUAAGGAUUCAAGUGGGAAUAUAUUCAUUGCAAGCGGAUCCCGGAGUGGUUAUCACUGGACAAUGUGCCAUGUUGAUCGGGAAAAAAAGAAAAUAGUCUAUGGCGACUCACUGGCUUGGAGCGUACCAGUCGACCUCUUGCCUAGAUUAGAGCAAUUCAUCGAGCAAAUUUAUGGAGAAUGUUUAUCCUACUACUCUGUUUUCGAGUGUCACACUUCAAGUAACGUUUCCACUGAACGGGAUCACAAAUGUGGAUUCAGCUGUGCAUCUCAAUACCCCCUUCAGACAUUUUCUGAUAUCUGCGGCGUUGUGGUGUUGAUUAUGGCUGUGUACGCCUGUACAGCCCGAUCAUUUUUUUCUCACAUUACUACUUCAGGUCAAUCGCAGGCGGUGUCACCUUCAAAUGUCUUCAUAACGCGUUAUGCAAAGUACUUGCGUAGAGUGAUCAUGGGAUGGAUCGGUGAGAAAUCAAUUAACCCUGAGCAUGUGGUUCCAUCUUCUUUUCUUCGCCCCGAACUUAGUCACGAGAGCCAGUCAGACUCCGAUUCGGACUUGGACACUCCUAGAGUACCAUCAUCAAAAGGAGACAUAGAUGAGAGAGACAACACCUAGAGUACCAUUAUCAAAAGGAGACAUAGAUGAGAGAGACAACACCGCAGAGAACAAUGAGAAGGGACUUUGUAUUCAAAGAAAAGCGGAAAGGGCAGGCAGAACUGAGAGCACUCAAAGCAGCAGUGAAGCAGAGGAUAAAAUCCUGGACAACAAACAGUUACAAAAGAUCAAUGAUAACCAUUACAAAAAAGUCAACAAAAGUAAAACAGAAAUGACAAGGCCAGUCAAGAGAAAUACCGUAAUAUUCCUGUUAAGAGAGUGGCUGGAGAGAAAGAUGGAAAAAACAAGGGCGAUCGUGACAGAGCAACUGACGACGAUGGAGUCACUUGUGAUGAGAAGAGAAACUGUGAUGACAGCCCAAAGCAUAGGCCAGGUAGUGGAGAGCAGCAUAGAGGUGAACGAGGAACCGGGAAGUCUCAUUAAUGUCCUGAGUGUGAAUAUUCUUGUGUUAAACUAUCAAACAUGA